Giardia duodenalis is the source of this 405-nucleotide messenger RNA. RefSeq names its product Thioredoxin-like protein. The transcript has a single exon. The record is from RefSeq and is a predicted model, not a curated record. The coding region runs from base 1 to 405 and encodes 134 amino acids. NCBI's taxonomy places the organism in Eukaryota, Fornicata, Diplomonadida, Hexamitidae. Gene Ontology annotation, molecular function: antioxidant activity; oxidoreductase activity.
AUGCUCCCCAACAUUGACGCGCUCGCUUACGUGAACAAGGCCCAGGAAUACAAGCCCGGGAUGGCCUACAUGAUCGAAGUGUUUACAACCUGGUGCCCGCCCUGCCGUGGUAUGAUUCCGCACCUGGCAGAACUGCCGACAAAGUAUCCCAAUGUAUACCUCGUUGCAGUCACAGAGGAAGAGCAGGACAAGGUCGAGGCCUUUGCCCAAAAGAUUCCACCCAUGAAAAAGUACAAUGUUGCUUGUGACGCCAAAGGAGAGGUUAAGGCGCUCCGUGAGGCAGAGGCACCGAACAUGGGCACCCCCGGUGCGUUCCUCUUUGACAAGGACGGGAAGCUGAUCUGGCACGGAGUUCCGUCAUCCCCGGAGUGUGAUGAAUGGCUCGGAAAGCUCAAUAGUGCUUAA